AUGGAAUGGCCAAAACAACAAGCAUCUCAAAUCGACUCAGCUGAGUUCAGCAAUGAGGAUUACAACAUUCGUUCACCGGCGCGCACCAAGCUUUUGGUCCAAAUUAAAGAAGUAAUCGGCAAUGUUUCCGUCUCCCCCGCUUUCUGGGCUUGUUGUCACCUUGCCGAUAUGAACUGCUUGCGAGAUAUCGCCAAUUCGCCAGAGCAGAUGAUUCUUGGGUAUGAUGAGCCGUUGGUUUUCCUGUCAUUGCGAUGGACUCAACGAUUCCGAGAUUCUGGACUCCCCGGAUCAGAGGUAGCCUCACAGCGUUCAGAGGGUCCAAAUAAGCACAAAGUGAAUCCAGACGGACAAUCAUGGGUGCAGCGAUCGGUGGAGGAGGCGAAUAACCGAAGUCCAUAUUGUUCCAUAAUACUCCGGUCUGACAAUGCACCAUGCAGAGAGCGCGACGAUGACAAGUGCGUCCUGACGAAGCAGCCGUUGCCUGAGGCAGCCCAUAUAUUCCCCUGCCGUGUGCUCGAUUCGCCCGCUAAAGGGAGCCGAACAUCCAGUAUGAUCCCGGAUUUUUGGAAGCUUCUACGUCUUUUCUGGGAGAAGGAUCGAGUCAACAAAUGGAAAGAGACGAUCUUUCCGAGUUCCCAGAAUCCUAAUACUGAUAUCGACAAAUGCUUCAACCUCAUCUCCCUCGACGCCAGCGCGCAUGUCAAGUGGGCCAACGGGUUGUUCGCACUCAAGCCACUGGAACUUUCAGGCGAUCAGAAGCAGCUUACUGUUCAAUUCUUCUGGCAAGUUCCUGGCAAUUACGACAUUUCAAGCCGGAUUGAUUUGCUUACAGAACCCGCAUCAUCGAAAGGUUUGGAGAACGCCGGCGGACAUGUAUUACCUCGCGUUGUGGAUGGCGGCCCAGCGCGCUUUAUUCGUUCUGGAGAUAUGUUCACUUUCACCACCAAGGAUCCGAAAAAUCUACCGUUACCGAGCAUGAAGCUCUUAGAGAUGCAAUGGUUUCUUCAACGUCUCGUGGGAAUGUGCGGUGGUGCGGGAUGGCCAAGUUUGGACUUGGAUGACGAUGAAAAUAUCGAUGAUGGCCGUGGUUGGCUCAUUCCGGACCACACUUCUAUUGUGGACAAUCCCUUGAAAAGAGUCUGCGAACGGGUUUCUGCCGAGGAGGCUGCAGGCAUCACACCGGAGAUUUCCAACGGCGACGCCAUGUCCUUCUGA
This is a messenger RNA of Rhinocladiella mackenziei CBS 650.93, 1215 nucleotides long. RefSeq lists its product as uncharacterized. The record is from RefSeq and is a predicted model, not a curated record. The transcript is spliced from 2 exons. NCBI's taxonomy places the organism in Eukaryota, Fungi, Ascomycota, Eurotiomycetes, Chaetothyriales, Herpotrichiellaceae. The coding region runs from base 1 to 1215 and encodes 404 amino acids.